CUUUGGGGAGUGUAGAAGUGGGGGGGCGGGAUGAGGACGUUAGAGGUUCCAGACUGGUUGUGGGGCUUCAUCAUGAUCCUGUCCCAGGAGAGAAGCAAGGCUUUUUGUUUUGGUGGGGGGAGAUAAUGCUUUACCUUUGGACGGGGUGACUGCAUUCAUUCAUUCAACCAACAUUGAACCGAGCCCCUACCCUCUCCCCAGACCUUUGCUAGGUUCUGAAGGUAGAAUGUUGCCUAGGACAGAGCGGGAAGAGCAGGCAGUAAAGUAGCAAAUCCAGAAACGAGCAAGACCCCUACGGACUGCAGUAUGAGAUGCAGAGGGAAUGGCCUGACCAGACGGAGCAGGGCCUCACCUGCUCACCUACUUGAGCUCUGAUACAACCAGCAGCGCUUCAGUGACGAAGGAUUACUCGAGUUGAGACCUGAAUGGCCAGAAAGGCUGCCUCCCCUCCCCAGCUGCAGCGCCGCCCCCCUCUGGUUCCCCCCGCGCCACGACCUGCUCGUGGACACGCGCAGCAUUCGCUACUAGUUCACCGCGCAGCUGGAGGACAAGCUGCGGGCGCCCCCCGGCGCUGCACUCGACGUUCUAACCUUACGCGUGCGCCGCCUGCCCCAGGCCUUCCAGCGCUGCGGCCACCUGGCGCGGCCCGGCGCCGACCGCCGCACUAGGUUCCGGAUCUGGCCUGGCUGCCCUGCCCCGCUCUGGUCAACGCGCUCCUGCACCAAGACGCGGCCGCCGGACCUCGGUUUCCUCUCUGCGCGCGGGAGCGUCGGGCCCACCGCGCUUUGUGCCGACAUCACCCAGACGCUGUCGCUGCUGCUCCUUGCGCCUCAGUCUCCCCCUUCCUCGAUGGGAAGAGCCACUCUUGCCCACCUCUGCAUCUGUCAGGGUUCGGCCCUCUCGGGCCCUCGGUCUCCCCACCUGCCCGAUGGGAAGAGCCAUCCUUGCCCACCUCUGCAUCUGGCAAGCUUUGGCCCUGUCUGCACCUCGGUCUCCCCAUUUGCCCAGCCGACAGAAACUUCCCUCUUCCCGCCCUCUGCCUCGUUUGGAAGGGGAUGCAGGCGGGUCGGCCAGUGGGAAGAGGACGGAUUGGGCGCGCCCGUUCCUUGUGGGACUUCGGGCAAAGACAGCCUCACCUAGCCUCGUCUACUAAUCAAUCUCUGUCCCAGAGAACGAACUGUUCCCGUAGGGGAUGGGAAGGGAGCGGGGGGCAGGGGGCGGGCUGUGUGGUUCCCGCGCCCUCGGCCCCUCUUCUCUCUCGCGAUCCCUAGAUACUCAAAAAAAGCGGGCCGUUAGAGCGGCGGGCUCUGGGGCGGCGGAACCUUCCUUGCGGCGCGCGGGUUUCCGGCCGGCGCCCUUUCCCAGGGACGCCGCCGCCCCUCGCGCCCCCGCGCCCCCCGCGCCCGCGUCCCCGGCGCCGCCGGCCCGGAGCUCCCCCAAGCCUCGGUCCCGCCGCCGCCGUCACUCGCGAGGGGAAGCCCGGGCCGCUCGGGACCUCGGCUUGUUCCUCCGGACCCGAGAGGCCACUGCACCGGCUGCCGCUCCAGAUGCUGCUGCUGCCGCCGCGGCCACCCCACCCUCGGUCCUCCUCUCCGGAGACCAUGGACCCGCCGCCCCCCAAGGCUCCCCCUUUCCCCAAGACGGAAGGUCCUUCCUCCACUCCUUCCUCGGCGGCGGGGCCCCGACCCCCGCGGCUGGGCCGCCACCUGCUCAUCGACGCCAACGGGGUCCCCUACACGUACACGGUGCAGUUGGAGGAGGAGCCCCGGGCCCCGCCACAGCGCGAGGCACCGCCGGGAGAGCCAGGCCCUCGCAAGGGCUACAGCUGCCCUGAGUGCGCCCGGGUCUUUGCCAGCCCUCUGCGGCUGCAGAGCCACCGCGUGUCGCACUCGGACCUCAAGCCCUUCACGUGCGGCGCCUGCGGCAAGGCCUUCAAGCGUUCCAGCCACCUGUCGCGGCACCGUGCCACGCACCGUGCCCGCGCCGGCCCACCGCACACCUGCCCGCUCUGCCCACGCCGUUUCCAGGACGCAGCGGAGCUGGCGCAGCACGUGCGCCUCCACUAAGUUCCAGACCCGGCCUGUGCUGCCCGGCCCCUCUCUGGGCCACCACGUCUGACCCACACAGCGUCACUCCCACACACAUUCCCUUACUCCGCUGAGGUUACUGCCUUACCCUGUGCCUCAGUUUCCCCAACUAUCUAAAGGGAGAAACAUUCCUUCCUUCCCUCCCUCUCUAGCUGUGUGUAGACCAAGUCGUUGCCCCUCCCACUGCCUGGGAGCCAGUCGGAGCCCAGUUUCCGCCCAGCUGUGCUGUGUGAGCCUUUGCAAGCGGCGUAACCUCUCUGAGCCCUGGUUGUCUGCUCCGAAGUGGUGAACGGUUGUUGUCUGCGUGGAAGAUUUGACAAAAGAGCACGGGCACGGUCUGGCUUAUUUCUGUGUUGCCCCAUUUCCACCCACCACCCUCACCCUUUACUCAAUAAACAUUCCGCACUCCA
Balaenoptera acutorostrata (minke whale) is the source of this 2497-nucleotide messenger RNA. RefSeq names its product zinc finger protein 580 (gene ZNF580). The record is from RefSeq and is a predicted model, not a curated record. The transcript is spliced from 3 exons. NCBI's taxonomy places the organism in Eukaryota, Metazoa, Chordata, Mammalia, Artiodactyla, Balaenopteridae. Gene Ontology annotation, biological process: regulation of transcription by RNA polymerase II. Bases 1548 to 2066 code for a protein of 172 amino acids. Gene Ontology annotation, molecular function: DNA-binding transcription activator activity, RNA polymerase II-specific; RNA polymerase II cis-regulatory region sequence-specific DNA binding. Gene Ontology annotation, cellular component: nucleus.